AUGUAUACAAAGACGGUUCCAGUCUUCUGGGGAUGUUUCCUCCUGUGCAAUCUCUACAUCUCAUCUUCUCAGACCAUUUACCCUGGAAUCAAGGCAAGGGUUACUCAGCGGGCACUAGACUAUGGUGUUCAAGCUGGAAUGGACAUUAUUGAGCAAAUGGCAAUGGAAAAGAACAUCCCAGAUAUAAAAGGCUCUGAGUCUCUUGAAUUUCUAAAGGUUGAUUAUGUGAACUACAAUUUUUCAAACAUAAAAAUCAAUGCCUUUUCAUUUCCAAAUACUUCACUAGCCUUUGUGCCUGGAGUGGGAAUCAAAGUGCUGACCAACCACGGUACUGCCAACAUCAGCACAGACUGGGAAAUCAAGUCUCCGCUCUUUCAAGACACAGGAGGAGCUGAUCUGUUUCUCUCUGGGGUCUACUUUACCGGUAUCAUUAUCCUGAUCCGAAACGACUUUGGUCACCCAACCCUGAAGCUCCAAGACUGCUAUGCCCAAGUGAGCCAUGCCCACGUCUCAUUUUCUGGAGAACUCAGUGUCCUAUAUAAUUCUUUUGCUGAACCCAUGGAGAAACCCAUUUUAAGGAACUUAAAUGAAAUGCUCUGUCCCAUUGUCACCGGUGAGGUUGAAGCACUAAACGUCAAUCUCAGCACUCUGGAGGUUUUAACCAAGAUUGACAACUACACUCUGCUGGAUUAUUCCCUAAUCAGUUCUCCAGAAAUUACUGAGAACUACCUUGACCUGAAUUUGAAGGGUGUAUUCUACCCACUGGAAAACCUCACUGACCCCCCCUUCCCACCAGUUCCUUUUGUGCUCCCAGAACGCAGUGACUCUAUGCUCUACAUUGGAAUCUCCGAGUAUUUCUUUAAAUCUGCAUCCUUUGCUUAUUUCACAGCAGGGGCUUUCAAUGUCACUCUCUCCACCAAAGAGAUUUCCAAUCAUCUUGUUCAAAAUUCUCAAGGCCUUGGCAAUGUGCUCUCCCGGAUUGCGGAGAUCUAUAUCCUGUCCCGGCCCUUCAUGGUACGGAUUAUGGCCACGAAGCCUCCUGUGAUCACUUUACGACCAGGCAACUUCACCCUGGACAUCCCUGCCUCCGUCAUGAUGCUCACCCAGCCCAAGAAUUCGACUGUCGAAUCCAUUGUUUCCAUGGACUUUGUUGCUAGUACCAGUGUUGGCCUGGUUAUUUUGGGACAAAGACUGAUCUGCUCCUUGUCUCUGAACAGAUUCCGCCUCUCUUUGCCGGAGUCCAAUCGCAGCAAUAUUGAGGUCUUGAGAUUUGAGAAUAUUCUGUCCUCCAUUCUUCACUUUGGAGUCCUCCCACUGGCCAAUGCAAAAUUGCAGCAAGGAUUUUCUCUGCCCAACACACACAAUAUCUCAUUCGUCAACUCAGACAUUGAAGUUCUGGAGGAUUUCCUUUUGAUUUCUACCGACCUGAAGUAUGAAACAUCCUUAAAGCAACAGCCAAGUUUCCAUGGCUGGGAAGGUCUGAACCUGAUAAGUGGACAUUGGAGGGGGAAGCCAGGGAAGCCUUGAUUGCCUGUUUGCAAUCUACCCUAGGAAGUAAAUGGCCCUUAAUCCCACAGCUACUGAAAACCCAUAGGGGGAAGACAGUGCACACUGGAAUUUUAAAGCCCUUGUGAAUUGCUUAGACAGAAAGUUUUCUUUCACAAACCUAGAACGAGGCAGACCGGGAUAAAGGGCUGAGUACAGGUAUGUGCACCUCUGUAUGUGGAGGGGUGGAUAUUUGGAUGUGAGUAGAUGCAUGUUGUGUGUGCCUGUGUUUAUAAGAUGCUGGGGACAAGAGCUAGGCAUGUACUUCUGGCCAUAUUUGUAUUAAUUGUUAUCAGUGGAGAUCCCUUCGGCUCUCUACUUGGUUUUUUCCUUGCCUGCGUAUUGAAUUUUAUGUUUUAUAUUCACUGUUAC
Cynocephalus volans (Philippine flying lemur) is the source of this 1917-nucleotide messenger RNA. It is a transcript of the gene BPIFC, whose product is annotated as BPI fold containing family C. Lineage: Eukaryota; Metazoa; Chordata; Mammalia; Dermoptera; Cynocephalidae. The transcript is spliced from 15 exons. Bases 1 to 1527 code for a protein of 508 amino acids. The record is from RefSeq and is a predicted model, not a curated record. Gene Ontology annotation, molecular function: lipid binding.